Molecule: messenger RNA, 1881 nt
Organism: Colletotrichum godetiae
Lineage: Eukaryota; Fungi; Ascomycota; Sordariomycetes; Glomerellales; Glomerellaceae
Product: MFS siderochrome iron transporter MirB
Exons: 3
Coding region: 1-1881 (626 amino acids)
Biological process (GO): transmembrane transport
Cellular component (GO): plasma membrane
Molecular function (GO): transmembrane transporter activity
Source: RefSeq, a predicted model, not a curated record
AUGGCAAUGCUUUCGCAGCUACGUGAGGCCCUCGGCCGCAAGCAGGCCCCCGUCGACGAUGCUCCCAUGACCAUCACCACGGCGCCGGAUGCCGCCAACAACAACGACGACAAGGAACUGGGUGAGAUCCCGCCCGAUGACGAGAAGCCGGGCGAGGAGCAGAGGGUCAGCCAGGAGGUUCAACAUGGUGUCAAGUUGGCGCAGGCUUUGACUUUGACGUGGGGCAAGAACUCGCUGAUUGCCAUCUUCAUCUUCAUGUGGUUUCUGUACCUCACAAACGGGUUCCAGAGUUCCGUGCUGUACAGCUUGACGCCGUAUGCGGCCAGCGACUUUGAGUCGCACUCGCUGCUCCCUGUCAUCGACAUUGUGUCCAGCGCCAUGACGGCUUCGGUGUACAUCCCGCUGGCCAAGAUUCUGGAUCUCUGGGGUCGUGCGGAGGGGUUCUUGCUCAUGGUGCUCUUCGCGACGCUGGGCAUGAUUAUGUUGGCCGCCAGCCAGAACCUCGCCACGUAUUGUGCCGCUACGGUCUUUUGGCAAGUUGGCUGGUCCGGUCUGACCUACAGCAUCGACGUAAUCACGGCGGACUCGACCCACGUCAAAAAUCGAGGACUGGCGUUCGCCUUCACCUCUUCGCCCUACAUCAUCACGGCGUUUGCCGGUCCCAAGGCCGCUGAGGGCUUCCUCAACAACGUCAGCUGGCGUUGGGGCUUUGGAUGCUUCUCCAUCGUUCUGCCUGUCGUCGCUGUGCCCAUGUACAGCAUUCUGAAGUGGAACAUCCACAAGGCCAAGAAGCGCGGCACUCUGGUGCGCGAGCCUAGCGGCCGUAGCUUUGUUCAGAAUGUCUGGUGGGGUCUGAUCGAAUUUGAUGGUAUGUUCUUUCUCUCCCCUCAAAUGGGUUUUCUUCGCCACUGCUCAAGACUUGAGGGAUUGCUGACCGUCUUUACUAAAGUCCUGGGAAUCGUCCUCUUCGCCUGCGGCCUCGUCACCUUUCUGCUCCCCUUCUCCCUCGCGAGCACCGCCCCAGACGGCUGGAAAUCAGCCUACAUCAUCGCCAUGAUCGUCACCGGCUUCGUCGUGCUCGCCUUGUUCCUCCUCAAUGAGCUUUCCCUCGCGCCCAAGCCCUUCCUCAAGUUCGAGUUCUUCUCCGACAGAACCGUCAUUGGCGUCUGCGUCCUCGACAUUACGUACCAGGUCGCCUACUACUGCUGGAACAGCUACUUCACCUCCUUUUUGCAGGUCGUCAACGACCUUUCCGUGUCCAACGCGGGCUACGUCGGCAACACUUUUGACGUCGUCUCGGGCGUGCUCCUCUUCAUCGUCGGCUUCUCCAUCGCCAAGACGGGCCGCUUCCGCUGGCUCCUGAUGGUCGGCGUGCCGCUGUACACGUUCGGCCAGGGUCUCAUGAUUUACUUCCGCCAGCCGGGCCAGAGCGUAGGGUACUUGGUCAUGUGCCAGAUCUUCACGUCGAUUGGCGGCAGCGUAUUUAUCCUGUGCAUGCAGGUUGCCAUCCUCGCGGCCGUGGACCACCAGCACGUCGCUGCCGCGCUCGCGCUCCUGAGCGUCUGUGGUAAUAUUGGCGGCUCUGUGGGAAACACGAUCUCUGCGGCCAUCUGGACCAACACAUUUGAAAAGGCUCUGGAGCGAAACCUACCCGAGUCUGCGCUGGAGAGUCUGGCGGAUAUCUACGCGGAUCUCGAUACGCAGCUGAGCUAUCCUGUGGGCAGUGAUGAGCGACUUGCAAUUCAGAACGCGUACGGGUAUGCACAGACGCGGAUGCUUGCUGCUGGAACCUCGGUGAUGGUAUUUGGCUUCAUUGCUAUUUUCAUGAUCAAGAACUACAACUUGAAGGAGAUGAAGCAGACUAAGGGUCUCGUAUUCUAA